CAUCUUCACCGCCAAACGAAACACUCACACGGAUAGCCAUCAACAUCAGCAUCGCAUCGAGCUGUCCAAAUCGAACUAUAGAGCACUCUCAGCAACUGCACAAGCACCAUCACCAUGGCCUCAGCAGUGUCCGCCAUCUUCAUCCUUGAUCUCAAGGGCAAGGUUCUGAUCUCGCGCAACUAUCGUGGCGACAUCCCCAUGUCUGCAGUCGAGAAGUUCUUGCCACUCGUUCUCGAGGCCGAGGAGGACAGCCAGGCACCAGCACCAUGCUUUACCGAUGACGGCAUCAAUUAUCUUUAUAUCCGACACAAUAACCUGUUCUUGCUGGCCAUCACCCGCAAAAACUCAAAUGCAACAACUGUGAUGCUCUUCCUGCACACGAUCGCUGAGGUCCUGACAGAGUACUUCAAAGAGCUCGAGGAGGAGUCGAUCCGGGACAACUUUGUGAUCAUCUAUGAGUUGCUGGACGAGAUGAUGGAUUUCGGAUACCCACAGACGACAGAGUCCAAGAUUCUGCAGGAAUACAUCACUCAGGACGCCUACAAGCUGGAGGUCCAGGUCAGGCCACCGAUGGCAGUCACCAAUGCGGUCUCAUGGCGUUCAGAGGGUAUUCGAUAUCGCAAGAACGAGGUCUUUUUGGACGUGGUCGAAUCUGUCAAUCUGUUGGUCAAUGCCAACGGAAAUGUGCUGCGAAGCGAGAUCUUGGGCGCCGUCAAGAUGAAGGUCUUUUUGUCCGGCAUGCCAGAGCUGAGACUGGGAUUGAACGACAAGGUCAUGUUCGAGAGCACUGGACGUGCACCUACGAAGGGCAAGUCGAUCGAAAUGGAAGAUGUAAAGUUCCAUCAGUGCGUACGCCUUUCAAAGUUCGAGAACGACAGGACGAUUUCGUUUAUCCCUCCAGAUGGCGAAUUCGACUUGAUGACCUACCGCCUUAACACCCAGGUCAAGCCAUUGAUCUGGGUCGAGGCCUUGGUUGAGAACUAUACAGGAAGCAGAGUCGAAUAUCUUAUCCGCGCUAAGGCUCAGUUUAAGCGUCGCUCAUCAGCCAAUAAUGUCGAGAUCCACAUCCCUGUCCCCGAGGAUGCUGACACGCCAAAAUUCAGAAGCGGGAUCGGCUCAGUACAAUAUGUUCCUGAAAAGGCCUGUGUUAUCUGGAAGAUCAAACAGUUCCAGGGAGGCAAGGAGUUUUCGAUGAGAGCACACUUUGGACUUCCAUCCGUCAAGAACUUGGAGGAUGCUGACAAGCGACCACCCAUGUCCAUCAAGUUUGAGAUCCCCUACUUCACAACAUCGGGCAUUCAGGUCCGGUACCUCAAGAUCCAGGAACGCUCAGGAUAUGCAGCCCUUCCAUGGGUUCGUUACAUCACACAGAACGGUGACUAUCAGAUGAGAAUGCCUGACAGUAUCAAGGCUUCGAAAAUGGCACCCAUUUAAACAACACAUUUUCAUUUUUUAAGCCCAUACCCUUCGACUGACAAAAAUGAGGCGCAUUCCCCUAUUCUUUUGUAUAACUCUUUUACACGACCAUCUCAUGGGGAUCGAUUCGGCAAAAAGCAAAAAGUAAAUAAAUAAUAAAACGCGUAAACCAUUUCAUAAC
Gamsiella multidivaricata is the source of this 1597-nucleotide messenger RNA. Its product is annotated as AP-1 complex subunit MU-1-like protein. The transcript is spliced from 6 exons. Gene Ontology annotation, biological process: vesicle-mediated transport; intracellular protein transport. The record is from RefSeq and is a predicted model, not a curated record. Gene Ontology annotation, molecular function: clathrin-cargo adaptor activity. Bases 115 to 1434 code for a protein of 439 amino acids. Gene Ontology annotation, cellular component: clathrin adaptor complex; clathrin-coated vesicle. NCBI's taxonomy places the organism in Eukaryota, Fungi, Mortierellomycota, Mortierellomycetes, Mortierellales, Mortierellaceae.